Messenger RNA from Camelina sativa (false flax), 954 nucleotides. RefSeq lists its product as uncharacterized. The record is from RefSeq and is a predicted model, not a curated record. Gene Ontology annotation, molecular function: zinc ion binding. Lineage: Eukaryota; Viridiplantae; Streptophyta; Magnoliopsida; Brassicales; Brassicaceae.
UUGUGAUUUCAAAUUGAAAAACAAAGAUUUAAAUGAUUUACUAAAAAGACCUAUAAAAUAUCAAAUGAUCCCAAAUAGAAACUUGUAUAGGGCAUAAAACAAUUAGAUCUAAAAAGGUAUUGGGCUCUUUUGCUUUAGAAUUUAUAAAAAAAAAAAACUUGAAUUGGGCUUUCUUCAAAUAUGUGAUUUGGUAUCGAACCUUUUUUUUCUUUUUCUUUGGGGGGACAUUUGAUAAAUAAGAAAAAGAAGAAGGCCGUCUUCAAUAAUUUUUCUACUUUCCCUGAACAAAGGACGACGACGAAACAAACACAAAAAAGAAAGCAAAAAAAUCAAGGAGGAAGAGAAAUAAGAAUGGUGAACUAUGUGCUUAAAAUCACGGCUGAUCUCGACAGUCUCACUAAUCUCCAGCCUUCCGGUGGCUGCGAAGAUCCCAACUUCCCUUACCUCUUCAAGUUGAAAUGUGAAAGAUGUGGAGAGGUGACUCCUAAAGAAACAUGUGUGACUUUGAAUGAGACAUUUACUCCUCCGGGAGGUAGGGGUACUUGCCAUCUUGUUCAGAAGUGUAAGUUCUGUGGAAGGGAAGGGAAUGUGACAAUGAUUCCUGGGAAAGGUCGACCUUUAACUCUGGAAGAUUCUGAGGCUGGAGUACAUGCCCCUCUUAUGGUCUUUGACUGUCGUGGCUAUGAACCUGUGGAUUUCGGAUUUGGUGGAUAUUGGAAAGCUGAAGCUGAAUCUGGGACCAAAUAUGAUGAGAUUGAUUUGUCGAGUGGUGAGGAAUUCACAGAGUAUGAUGAGAAGGGCGAGUGCCCCGUAAUGAUUUCGAACUUCCGUGCAAGCUUCAGCGUCACCACCAAGUAAAGUCUAUUGUCUAUUUUCUGAUUCACUGCACACUUGGUGUAUGUAAAAACCAUGAGAUGAUAAUUACUCAAGUUCUAAUAAAUUUCUCUUUUUCUA